Messenger RNA from Impatiens glandulifera, 2568 nucleotides. RefSeq names its product probable serine/threonine protein phosphatase 2A regulatory subunit B''gamma. The transcript is spliced from 13 exons. Gene Ontology annotation, cellular component: protein phosphatase type 2A complex. The coding region runs from base 349 to 1977 and encodes 542 amino acids. The record is from RefSeq and is a predicted model, not a curated record. Gene Ontology annotation, molecular function: protein phosphatase regulator activity; calcium ion binding. Gene Ontology annotation, biological process: protein dephosphorylation. Lineage: Eukaryota; Viridiplantae; Streptophyta; Magnoliopsida; Ericales; Balsaminaceae.
AAAUCUUUCUCUCUCUCUUUGAGCAAAGGCUCUUGAGUUGUUCAACCUCCUUUCAUUUCUCCUCUCACUUCCGAGGAACCCUUUUCGUUUCCAUUCCCCUUUCUUUCUUUUAAUCGAUCGCUCUCUUUUUUCUGUAAGAUUUGGGAGCUGGGUUCGUACGAUUCCUUGGAAAUCUGCGACCUUUCUUUCUGAUUCUCAUUUGUUGACGAAUUUAGAACAAUUUGCGCAACUGUGUUCCUUAAAAGCGAGGUGCUCCUGUUUCUUCAGGCUUUAUAAGUUCUUGAGGAUCUAGCAAGAUUGUAUUUGCUUCUGGAUGAGAUUUUGAGCUUUCUUCUCUGCGUGCGUGCGAUGGAUGUUGAUUUUAAUGGCGACGAGUCCUGCGACUCGUGUCUUGAUGCCGAAUUGUUGCAGCUUCCGGAUGUUUCUCCAUUGGCCCUUAAGUCGCACCCUUACGUUGCUGAUAAGUUGUUCGAUCAAUGGCUUUCUCUCAAUGAAACUGGGUCCCUGGUGAAGUCGUUAGUUAAUAAUGCUAAGGCUGGCAUUCCAUUGAAUGUUCCUGGAUCAUCUUCUAGCCCAAAUGCAACUUCAAAUAAUUCAUUGCCCUCCAUGUUUCCUGCUGGAAGUGCACCUCCACUUUCACCGAGGAGCUCAUCUGGUUCUCCUCGCACUGUAAAACAGAGAGUGGGCCCUUCUAAUUUAGGUUCUCCCUUAAAAUUAAUUCUUGAGCCAGUCAAAGAAAUGAUACCUCAGUUCUACUUCACAAAUGGACCACCUCCUCCAAAUGAACUAAAAGAGCGUUUUCUGUUUAGAAUCAAUCAAUUCUUCUAUGGUCACCCAGAUGGACUACAGAUUAAUGAGUUUAAGCCUGUUACAAAGGAGAUAUGCAAGCUCCCGUCUUUCUUCUCUACUGUUCUAUUCAAAAAGAUUGAUACUAAAAGCACUGGGUGUGUAACCAGGGAUGCAUUUGUUGAUUAUUGGGUCAAUGGCAAUAUGUUGACAAAGGAUUUGGCUACCCAAAUAUUUUCCAUCUUAAAGCAGUCAAACCUUAAGUAUCUUGUUCAGGACGACUUUAAACCCCUGCUUCAAGAACUUUUGGCUACUCAUCCUGGAUUAGAGUUUCUACACAGUACACCAGAAUUUCAAGAAAGAUAUGCUGAAACUGUAAUAUUCAGAAUUUAUUUUUACGUGAAUAGAGCGGGUAAUGGCAAUCUUACCCUCAGGGAGCUGAAACGUAGCAACUUAAUUGCUGCCAUGCAACAUGCAGAUGAAGAAGAAGACAUAAACAAGGUUUUAAGAUAUUUCUCUUAUGAACAUUUCUAUGUGAUAUACUGCAAGUUUUGGGAGCUGGAUACAGAUCACGAUUUCGUGAUAGAUAAAGAGAAUCUUAUUAGAUAUGGUAAUCAUGCUCUUACUUACAGGAUUGUGGACAGAAUAUUUUCCCAGGUUGCAAGGAAAUUUUCGAACAAGGUUGAGGGGAAAAUGGGAUAUGAAGAUUUCGUGUACUUUAUAUUAUCAGAGGAGGAUAAAUCAUCUGAAAUUAGUAUUGAGUACUGGUUCAAAUGCAUAGACUUGGAUGGUAACGGGAUUUUAACAAGGAACGAAAUGCAAUUCUUUUAUGAAGAGCAGUUGCAUCGGAUGGAGUGCAUGGCACAAGAACCAGUUCUUUUUGAGGAUAUUUUGUGUCAGAUAGUUGACAUGAUUGGACCUGAGAAUGAAAGCUAUCUUACACUGAAUGACUUAAAAGGCACGAAACUUGUCGCAAGUGUCUUCAAUAUCCUUUUUAACCUUAACAAAUUUAUGGCCUUUGAAACUCGUGAUCCGUUCCUUAUUCGUCAGGAGCGUGAGAAUCCACAUUUAACAGAGUGGGAUCGCUUUGCUCAUAGGGAAUAUAUUAGGCUUUCUAUGGAAGAAGAUGCUGAAGAUGCCUCCAAUGGUAGUGGAGAUGUUUGGGACGAAUCACAAGAGUCCCCAUUUUGACUUGCUCUACGAUGCUCAAGAAAAAAAGUUGAAUCCGUGCUCAUGAAUCCUUGUCCAAAAAGUUAUCUAGUGAUUGCAAGCCUUUAUACAACAUCAAUCAAGUUCAUUCUCUUGAAGUUGCCAAAUGAUCUGAUCAACUUCAGUGCAUGUACCAGCAUAGAGCCUGUAUUUUGGGCUUUUCCCAUAUUGUGCGCUUUACAACAAUUAAACAUUUUGGUAUCUUUAAAUGCAGCAGAUCUCCAUGAACUUGUCAACUCACCAAUGUGAAACUUGGCUUCCUGAUAUGAUAGGGUUAGUUUUCUUCUGGUCUGGUCUUCUUCUGGUUAGUGAAUGCAUUAACAGGGUGCCUUGCGAAAGUUCCUGUUUGAAUAGAUGCAAUGUGCCCUGUAGCCUUUGUAUGCAACUACUACCCGAAAAAGACCUUUGGCUAAUGAUUUUUUCUCACUCAGUGAAGGGUGUUUUUUUUACUUUGGAACUGCUAGAACUUUUCUUUGUUUGACUUUUGUUUUUAUUUAUACUUCAGCAUUAUUGGCUACAUUGUUGGGAUCAGGGGUCAUGAAAGUGAGGUGUCAGGCUGCCUUAUGUUUUCUA